Messenger RNA from Vitis riparia (riverbank grape), 4273 nucleotides. RefSeq names its product ATP-dependent DNA helicase Q-like 4A. Gene Ontology annotation, cellular component: cytoplasm; nucleus; chromosome. Gene Ontology annotation, biological process: double-strand break repair via homologous recombination; DNA replication. The coding region runs from base 358 to 4068 and encodes 1236 amino acids. Gene Ontology annotation, molecular function: four-way junction helicase activity; nucleic acid binding; ATP binding. The record is from RefSeq and is a predicted model, not a curated record. The transcript has 27 exons. NCBI's taxonomy places the organism in Eukaryota, Viridiplantae, Streptophyta, Magnoliopsida, Vitales, Vitaceae.
AAUGUGCCGGGCUCCCGCCAUCUACCAGUUUGAAGCUUCUCUCUCUAACAUUCCUCCACCUCUCUUCCAUGAAAGCAGUAAACCACACCUCAAUCGUACAACUCCAAAGGUUUUUCUAACCGUACACCUCCCAGGGCUUUUCUAAUCGUACACCUCCCAAGAAUACAAGAAGUCAAAAUCGGAUGCUAGAUUACACAAAAUUCAUGAAACACGAGGUUUGGCUUUCCUAUGAUACUGAUCAAGUGUUCAGUUUAUGAUGGGAGGAGUUGAUGUCUCUGGAGUUGGUUAAAGAUACUACAUGAGUCCAACAUCAUGCUUUGGGGUAGAAAGGCAGGAGUUAAGCAAAUAUGUUAACUAAUGACAAAGGAAAAGCAUAUGGGUGGUAGCAAUUUGGGUGAAGGUUUUACUUCUGAUGAAAAAUGCCCUAAAGUUAAUUGGUCUCAACAUGCCAAUGCACAUGAUAAUUUCUUAAGCCCAAAUAAGUUCUUGGGUUCAAAUUUUCUUUUCUCCUUAUCGACACAGAGACCUUGUACCAUCAAAGAAAUGGGUGUGAGGCCGAUGAUAUGUCAAAUUCAGCAUAUUCAAAGAUUGCAGAGUCUGCAAGUUGAAAAGGCAUGGGGUGCCCUUUCCAGUCUUAAGCUGUCCUCCAGGAAUUAUUCAAAACCUGGAAAAAUGGCACUAUUACUUAAGGAUGCUAGUGUUGAAUUUCCCCGGGAUGUUAGAAAAUGUAAUUUACAGAGCUCACACAACACGAAUAAUCAAUGUUUGGAACAUAAUCUACCACAUCAAAAUUUGGGUGAAACCAAUUCCAGCUAUAGUGAGACUGCAAGUUGCAGGGGCAACUCUUUUCGGUCAGGUAGUGCUUGUGCUGCAAAUGCUGGACGGGGAGGUGGGCAAAAUGAGACCAAACCAUCAAUGCUUUAUAAUUCUCAUACACAAGUUGUGGGCCAAUCAUCUGGAACACGUAAUGUGCAUACUGGCCAAGUGAAAGAGUUGGUGGGUGCUUUUCCUAAUGGCACAGAUGACGAUGACAUACUUGAGGAUAUUGAUGUGGACCAAAUAGUUAUGGAGCACUACCAAUCAACUUGCACACCUCAACCAUCAAUUUCUAAGCUUCCACCUGUUACUCCAACUUUAAGCACAGUUAAUAUCGCAAAGCAUGAGGAAACAUUUCUCCCUUUGGAAUUAUGCUCAAACUGCAGUCAUGGCUUUAAGCUAGGGCUUUGCCCAGAAGCUGCAAAUCAUUUACAGGAAUUGAAGGACAUGCUAAUUGUCAUAUCAAAUGAACUUCUUGACAAUGUUGACCUUACAUCAGUGCAGGUAGAGAAGCUUCGCCAAGAUAGAUUGCACCUGAAUAAGCAAAUUCAGCAGCUUGAGAUACAUCUACAUUUGGUUUCUGUUGAUGAAGAAAGGAAAAAUUCAAAUUUUUCUGCAUCCACCGCCACUCCUUGGGCUCAAUUUCAAACCCCUCCAGCAACUGCAGUUGGGAUUGAUCCCAUGAGAUUUGAUGCCCAGGUGCAUUUACAUAAUGAGUCAGGCAACUAUGAGAAGUGGAAUACAUCAUCAGUUUCAUUCUCUUCUAUAGAUAGGUUUGGUGUUACGCCAUAUCCUCUAGAGAGGGAACCAUAUAUCCCAAAGUUAAUCGAAGUGAACUAUAUUGAAGGCUCAAGUGACAAGAAGUGGAGUAGUGGGAACUUCCCAUGGACAAAGAAGCUGGAGGCCAACAACAAGAAAGUUUUUGGAAACCACUCAUUCCGCCCCAAUCAAAGAGAGGUCAUCAAUGCUACAAUGAGUGGAUAUGAUGUUUUUGUUCUAAUGCCCACUGGAGGAGGAAAGAGUCUGACAUAUCAGCUGCCUGCUCUUAUUUCUCCAGGGAUUACCCUGGUAAUUUCUCCUCUUGUCUCACUAAUUCAAGAUCAAAUAAUGCAUCUAUUGCAGGCCAACAUACCUGCUGCUUACUUAAGUGCCAGCAUGGAGUGGAAUGAACAACAGGAGAUCCUUAGAGAACUCAGCUCUUGCAAAUACAAGCUAUUGUAUGCAACUCCAGAGAAAGUUGCUAAAAGUGAUGUCCUAAUGCGAAACUUGGACAAUUUGCAUGCUCGUGAAUUGCUUUCUAGGAUUGUUAUUGAUGAAGCCCAUUGUGUAAGUCAGUGGGGGCAUGACUUCCGACCAGAUUAUCAGGGUCUUGGUAUCUUGAAACAAAAAUUCCCAAAUACUCCAGUUUUAGCUUUAACUGCUACUGCAACAGCCAGUGUAAAAGAAGAUGUAGUGCAAGCCCUUGGUCUUGUUAAUUGCAUUAUUUUUCGGCAAAGUUUCAACCGCCCAAAUUUAUGGUAUUCUGUUCUCCCCAAGACAAGAAAGUGUCUGGAUGACAUUGACAAGUUCAUUAGAGAAAAUCAUUUUGAUGAAUGUGGAAUUAUUUAUUGUCUUUCAAGACUGGACUGUGAAAAAGUUGCUGAAAGGUUACAGGAAUGUGGACACAAAGCAGCAUUUUAUCACGGUUCCAUGGAUCCAGCUCGACGUGCCUUCAUUCAGAAGCAAUGGAGUAAAGAUGAGAUUAAUAUAAUUUGCGCAACUGUGGCUUUUGGAAUGGGUAUCAACAAACCAGAUGUCCGCUUUGUCAUUCAUCAUUCUCUUCCAAAAUCAAUUGAAGGGUAUCAUCAGGAGUGUGGCCGUGCUGGUAGAGAUGGUCAGCGUUCAUCUUGUGUGCUGUAUUAUAGUUACAGUGAUUAUAUCCGAGUGAAGCAUAUGAUCACUCAAGGAGUAGUAGAGCAAAGUCCAUUGGCAUCUGGACAAAAUCGUUCAAAUAUGGCGAGUUCAGGAAGGAUAUUGGAAACCAAUACUGAAAAUCUUCUGCGCAUGGUAAGUUAUUGUGAAAAUGAUGUUGAUUGCCGGCGUCUCCUACAACUCGUACAUUUUGGAGAAAAAUUUGAUUCGGCCCACUGCAAAAAGACUUGUGACAAUUGUUUGAAGAUUAAAAGUUUUGUUGAGAAGGAUGUUACCGAGAUUGCAAAACAGCUGGUCGAGUUGGUGAAGUUAACACGAGAGCAGUUCUCAUCAUCUCAUAUCUUGGAAGUGUAUAGGGGUUCCUUAAGCCAAUAUGUUAAGAAACACAGACAUGAAACUUUGGGCCUGCAUGCAGCUGGGAAACAUCUAGCCAAGGGUGAAGCAUCUCGAAUUUUGCGCCAUCUUGUUACUGAGGAUUUCCUUAUGGAGGAUGUUAAGAAAAGCGAUAUCUAUGGGUCUGUGUCAUCAGUAUUGAAGGUGAACGAAUCCAAGGUUUACAAGCUCUUCUCUGGUGGGCAGAAAAUUAUAUUAAGGUUCCCUUCCUCGGCAAAAUCAUCUAAACUGAGCAAUUUUGAAGCAACUCCAGCGAAAGGCUCUCUUACAUCAGGAAAGCUAAGUCCUCCACGAAUAGAAACCCCUGCUCAUCUCCCAGAGGUGGACUUGAAUCUGUCAGCAAAACUUUAUUCUGCUCUUCGGAUACUUCGAACUGUACUUGUUAAAGAAGCUGGGGAGGGGGUCAUGGCAUACCACAUAUUUGGAAAUGCCACAUUACAGCAAAUAAGCAAGAGAAUACCCAGAACCAAGGAAGAACUCCUUGAAGUCAAUGGCAUUGGCAAGGCAAAGAUAAGCAAGUACGGAGAUAGAGUGCUGGAAACCAUUGAGUCAACCAUCAAGGAAUACUACAAGACGGACAAAAAUAGCAGCAGUAGCAAUGACAGUACUGAUACCAUCAAGAGGAGAAGAGAGUCUGCUAAGGUUUUAGAUGCAAAUCCGGAGGAUGAUGACUUCACGAAAAGCACUGAUCGAUCCAGGGGAAGGGCUAUGAAAAGGCACAACAAAGGCGGUGAGGCUAACAAUACCAGAGAGACAGACUAUUACAACCAGUGCAUAGAUGAUGACUUAGACUUUGAUGACUCCAAUUGUGAUGUUGCCAUUAAUGGGUCAGCUCCAAAGGUUGAUGGGGAUGGUGCAAGAAGAACACUGCCUUCAUGGUCAACACCGAGCAAUAAGGGUCACGGCCAAGAUCUCAAUAUGUUCCAAGAAUAUUCCUUCAAGGGGUAGCUGACAUAUUAUUUCCAUAAUUUAAAGUUUUGCAUUCCUAUUUUAGAAAGAGAAAGCCAUGCAUUUCAGGCUCAUAGAAUCAGAUUGUGUUGCUUUGCUUGAAUAUAACUGAAGAUGAAUAUGUAAUCUUGUAUAGUGUUGUAUUUGAAAUGCUUGUUCCUGGCAAGUUUUUUGAAGUUUUUUAUUAUUAUUUUUUGGUUUUGUA